CCGCGGGGGGAGGGGCGGCGAGGGUCCCCGCGUCCUGCGGCCGCAGCCCUGGAAUCUGCAGGCUGGAGAGCUGUUGUGCCUCCUCCCGCCUCAAAUUCGGGCUCCUAGCUGGGUGCGAAAGCCAGGCGCGGGCCUGAGGGAGGUGUCUGGGGUCCUCGGUUUGGGGAGGUUGGGAAAGUGAAAGAAACUGGGGACGAGACGUAGGAGGGAUGAAGGGAAAAUCCGGAAAAUUCAGGUCGCUUCUGGUCUCUGCCACUCCUGCAGGGAUACCUGGGGUGCCCAUAUCCAGUUGACCGCAACAGAAAACUGCUGGGGCAGGCCGAGGCGGCGACUCACGUUGCCAUUCCCAAAGAUGUGGGUUAGCCCUGGGACCUCUGGGCUGCACCUGAGCCCUGCCCGUCCCCGCGCUUCCCCCUUCACCUAAAGACCCGACCCAGACUCCAGAGAGAACACUGAUGCUUCGGUGCCCACGGGCUCUGGGAAUGUGAAAGUCGAUAGGCUGCAUGCUCACAAGGAGCCUCUUAGACUAAAAUAAACUGGAGCUGCGGAGGCGGAGCUGAGAGGAGGCAGUCAGAAUGAGGAGCUCUUUGAACCUAGGAGUCCGUACGCGCCUGCAUAGCCACCCAGACCAACCCUGCAGCUCCCUUGCGCUCACAAAGAGCCUGAUUAAACUUGAGUGAAGUGAAACAGAAGUUUCCAAAUCUGCCAAACUGAGGACCAGAAAAGCCCUGGUUUCACAGCAGCCCAAUCAAGAUGCAGCCUGUCCAUUUAGCUUUGCAUCUCUCUUUAAACAUCUUAAAUGGAAACUUUACCUGUGAUUCCAAGCUUGGAGAACAGGGGCAAUAUGAUUAUUUCAAGAGCUUAAUCAUAAGGUCACAGAUGGCCGGAGCCUGUCCCAGCAACUCAGGGCAGAGGCAAUAACCAGCCCUGGACGGGAGCCAUCCCCUCACAGGGCACACCCAGGCACACGGGCACCCUGUAGACCCGCCAGUCCACCUACCCUGCACAGCCUUGGGAUGUGCGAGGAUGCUGGGGCACCCAGAGGAAACCUGCGCAGACACAGGGAGGACACGUAAACGCCACACAGACAGUGGCCACAGCCUGGAAUCGUUUUUUUUUCCCUCAUCAACAGUAUAACAAAAUGGCAUUACCCUGUUAUUCCAGGACCUGCUCUAGGUGAAACCAAUGACUGAGUCAUUCUUGCUGCCACGGAACUCAGGCUGAAGACGCCUUCCACCCGGGCCUGUUUUCAGCCCAGCACAGGCUGUGACCAGCAGGCUCCAAACCUGUGGGAGUCUCGGGGUACCUUCUAACUGGAAUUCUACAGCAGAGCAAUUGACCAACACUCAAACAGGACUAAAAGCCAAAAUCCUCUGGAGAGAACGGAUUCUGUUUUGAGGUACCUUCUUAAGCACAGAGUGAACCUAAAAGAUUCCUACCUAGGAAGCUGAAGUCCUAGUAACAAAGUGGUAGCAAGAAAGAAGGCAUUGUCCUUUCAAAUACAGCCCAAGGGGUGAUUCUCGGGUAUAUAAGAAGCUAACAAACUGGAGAUGUCACCUUCAGAUACAGAAGGAUAGACCUACUGGGAACGGAGGAAAUCUAGCAGAACUUACUUUGCCGUUAAUAGAAUGUGUGGCAGGGACUGUUGCACUGAAGUGUUUCUGCUCGGAGCCCCCCAGUUCCAUCACCUCCAGCCUACAAGGAGCAGGUAGGGACGUGCACUCACUUGUUUGGGGAAAUGAGUGUGAGGGGUCCCCCAAUGGAGUUCCUCUAUAAUCACUGACACCUUGGGGAGGAAGGCAGGGCAAAGAGUGGGGUCUUAUUGACAGAUGAGGACACUGUGGCUCCAGGAAAAGGUGACCUGCCUUCAGGCUUAAGGGCCUAGCCUGCCCCAGCCUACAGGAUUCUGAGAAAUGGGCCCUCAAGCAGGAGGAGGCAAAACUGACUUACUUACAGAGGAAAUAAACCUGAAGGGUAGGAGGAAAGCUUCAGGCCCUCUGGGUCUGGGAGGGCAGAGCUGGCCAGGCUGGGCAGGGCGGGGCUUUCCUUGAAGGUUCGGCUGAUCCCUCCCCCCAGAUCCCCCAUUGGGUCGGUGGCUCCUGCAGCCCUGCCUGUGAGGAGCAAAUGAGGAGAGCUGUUGGUUUUUCCCCCUUGGCCAUUCAGAAUUUUCUCACAUAAAUACUGAGACAGACCCUGCCCUCUCCUCACUUCCCUGGACUUGGCCCUGAGCUGGAGCUGGUCCCCUGGGGGCGGGAGGGCCAUGGGAGACCUGCUCCCGCUCUGGGUGGCCGUGGGCAUAUGCUGUACCGCAUUCAGCGCCUCUGCCUGGUAAGUCCUCGCCCCAGCCCGCCCUCCCCACCAAGGAAGCCCCCCAGUUGUCUCAUCCCCACUCACCUCCGCCUCACUUGCUCUCUCUCUGGUAGGUCAGUGAACAAUUUCCUGAUAACAGGUCCCAAGGCUUAUCUGACCUACACCUCCAGCGUGGCGUUGGGUGCCCAGAGUGGCAUCGAGGAGUGUAAGUUCCAGUUCGCCUGGGAACGCUGGAACUGCCCUGCAAACGCUCUCCAGCUCUCCACCCACAACAGGCUGAGAAGCGCUACCAGAGAAACGUCCUUCAUCCAUGCUAUCACCUCCGCUGGAGUCAUGCACACCAUCACCAAGAACUGCAGUAUGGGCGACUUUGAAAACUGUGGCUGUGAUGAAUCAAAAAAUGGGAAAACAGGAGGCCAUGGCUGGAUCUGGGGAGGCUGCAGCGACAAUGUGGAAUUUGGGGAAAGGAUCUCCAAACUCUUUGUGGACAGUUUGGAGAAGGGGAAGGAUGCCAGAGCCCUGAUGAAUCUUCACAACAACAGGGCCGGCAGGCUGGCAGUGAGAGCCACCAUGAAAAGGACCUGCAAAUGUCACGGCAUCUCGGGGAGCUGCAGCAUCCAGACGUGCUGGCUGCAGCUGGCCGACUUCCGGGAGAUGGGAGACUACCUGAAGGCCAAGUACGACCGGGCGCUAAAGAUUGAGAUGGAUAAGCGGCGGCUGAGAGCUGGGAACAGCGCCGAGGGCCACUGGGCGCCCACGGAGGCCUUCCUUCCUAGCGCGGAGGCUGAGCUGAUCUUUUUGGAAGAAUCGCCGGAUUACUGUACCCGCAAUUCCAGCCUGGGCAUCUACGGCACAGAGGGUCGCGAGUGCCUGCAGAACAGCCACAACACGUCCAGGUGGGAGCAGCACAGCUGUGGGCGCCUGUGCACCGAGUGUGGGCUGCAGGUGGAAGAGAGGAGAACCGAGGCCACCAGCAGCUGUAACUGCAAAUUCCAGUGGUGUUGCACGGUCAAGUGUGAGCAGUGCAGGCACGUGGUGAACAAGUACUACUGCACACGCUCCCCGGCUGGAGCCCUGGGGAAGGGAAGCGCCUGAUAGCACCCCAUGGGAGCCCACCUGAUCAGAUGCAUGUCGGUGGAAGGGGACACAGCUUCUCUUUUGGAGAGAGUAGAUUGGAAAACAACUGGAAAAUCACAGGGUUGGUCUGUAAUCCUCAUAUCUGCUAUCUAUGAGAAAAUGAAGGCCCAAGAUUAUAUAGCAUAUUCUUGGCAGACCUGAAAUUGGAACCUGGGCCUCCUGACUUGGACAGACCCCAUUUAAUCUUUUAUGCAAGUUAGUUUCUGGUCUUUGUUCCUAUACUUAAGCAGCUUGCUAAAAGGGGGGGGGGAUUGGUUUGGGGCUUGCAUCUAGAGGGACCUUCAAAGUAUUUGUUCCUUUAAGUUUCAGACCAUGUCCAACUCAGCUGUGCUACUGGGAAUCAGAGAGAAUAGAAGCAAAACAUGAAAGAAUUCUGUCCAGACACAUGAAGGAGCAACCUUCCCCCAUUCUGUCUAGCUCCAGAAAGACUAACUACAAAUCUAUGCAGA
Molecule: messenger RNA, 3896 nt
Organism: Microcebus murinus (gray mouse lemur)
Lineage: Eukaryota; Metazoa; Chordata; Mammalia; Primates; Cheirogaleidae
Source: RefSeq, a predicted model, not a curated record